AUGGUGCCAGUUCGACAGAAGCGUAAUUCUCAGAGUAGUGCAGUUGUUAGAGGCAUCGAUGAAAACACCACGUCUCCAGGAGUCGUGCCUAGGGAUUGGCAAAACGCGUUUCCAGAGCUAGAAUUGCGUCUAGAGGCCGUUUUGGUCAGUUGUGGCGUGAGUGCUGAUCUCCACGCUGAAGUACUCGAAGGAGCAUUUCCACCCACUGGGUCAAUGCACAAAUUUGACGAAAUUGAGCUAGUGGUUCUACUAUCCCGUUCAGCCUCCCACGCUCUGCCAAUAUCUGCACGCGCGUACCUCCGUCUCGCGUGCACCAGAGUGGAUGAGCAGAGAGAGCGGAGUGCCAGGGUGAUGCAGCGUGGCGGCGGAGAUGGUGGUGGUGGUCGUCGUGGGCUUGCUUUCAAUGCCCCCCUGUUUUACCUAAUCCCCUCUCCCUCUCUCCAACUCUGCCUCUCCCUCUCAUCGCUUCUGUAA
This is a messenger RNA of Mesocestoides corti, 474 nucleotides long. Lineage: Eukaryota; Metazoa; Platyhelminthes; Cestoda; Cyclophyllidea; Mesocestoididae. The record is from the annotation of a GenBank genome assembly.